GUCGCUUUGGGGCAUGCGCACAUUGCGGGUGUAUUGUGGUGGGUCUCGUUGGUAGCUGUAUUUUUGGUUGCCUUAGUUUUAGGUUUCCGGCUGGUUUAGGGAAAGCGAGGGUUCAAGGAGGGAAGAUAGGAUUCCGGCUCCGGGAGUACGGGUCUGAGGGGGAUACAGAGGUUCGGCCUCGGGAAUCCGCAGUCUGAAGCAGGAGAUUGACUUACUCCGGAGGAGCCACCUCGGAGGGUAGUCUAGAAACCCUUCCCGAGGUGACAAACAAGGGCCCUUCCGUCCGAGAGCCCUUUCUGAAGAAGAUGACUCAAGACCGGCCAUCUCUUGCUGUGCAGGAGGCCCUGAAGAAGUGCUUUCCCGUGGUGGAGGAGCAGCAUGGCUUGUGGCAAAGCACGCUGAGGGACUGCCAGCCCCUCCUGGCUUCCCUUAGCAACUUGGCAGAGCAACUGCAAGCGGCUCAGAAUCUGCGAUUUAACGAUGUGCCCUCACUUCGGGCCUUCCCAGACUUGAAGGAGCGGCUGAGGCGCAAGCAGCUGGAGGCUGGUGACACUGCCCUGGACAAGCUAGGGGAGAAGAUAGCCACCCUCCUCAAGGUGCGCGACACAGUCAGUAGCCACGUGGAGCGAGUGUUUCAGGUCUAUGAGCAGCAUGCAGACACAAUUGGCAUUGAUGCUGUCCUGCAGCCUUCAGUUGUGAGUCCCUCUCUGGCUGACAUGUUGGAAUGGUUGCAUGAUAUUGAGAGACAUUAUCGAAAUUCUUACCUGAAGAGAAAGUAUCUCUUCACCUCAAUCCAGUGGGGAAACUUGGCAAACAUCCAAACUUUGCCCAAGGCCUGGGACCGAAUUUCAGAAGAUGAGCACCAAGACCUUGUACAAGAUAUACUGUUGAAUGUUUCCUUCUUCCUGGAAGAGUGAGGAAGCUGUGUGUCUAUCUGGAGAUCACAGUUGAAGACUGACAGUGCUGAACUCUGAUAUUCCUGAAGGAAUGUCAGUAUUGCAACCUAAUAUAUUUGGAAAAUCAAUGCCUAGAAUUGAAGGACUGGCUCUUGGAAGGAUUGGUACUAUGUGUUUCUGAUGUUGGGGCUUCUCCAUGCCAGAUCAUGGCUGAGAGUACAUGGGCCACCCCUUACCCUUUCCUGAGACUCAGAGAAGUAGAUGGAGGCAGAGAAAAAGCACAAAAGACAAUGCUGAAGAAUCCCAGUGCAGAAGCAACAGCAGCAGAAGUGGUGGAGAAGGGAAGGCCGGGAGAUAAACAGUGGGACUGCAGAGUUGGGAUCACCCUUAGCAUCAUCCAGAGCACUGAACCUGGAUGGCACCAGGUCCCGGUUUCAUUCAUCUAUUUGUGUCAAUACCUGACUCCUUGAAGAAAGACAAAGAGGUUUUGGUGAUUUAAAGAAAUAAGGGUGAUGUCGAUAGAAAACAAAUAUUUUUUUACCUAUUGUAGUAGCUCCUUAUUAGGCCAAUUUCAGUUUCCAGAGCUUACCACCAGGGGGAGAUGACACAGCAUGAAUUAUUCUGUAUGCUUUGUUUUUGAAGAGUGUUUGCCUAUUGCUGUUAUUUAUCUGAGAGUAAGUAACUAGGGUCAUAUUACUGAGAAAGAAGGCUUUUCUUUCAGCCUGUGGUUUUAAACUAGGAUAGUGGAACUCCUGAGCUGACAAUUUUUUUUUUUUGCCCAAAGCUGGCAACUGACUUGCCACGUUCCUCUGAGCUUGGAGUAGCUGAGUGGGUGAGAGAAUACCAGCUCAGUCAGGCACUCAGGGUUACAUUUCUGAGGCUCAGUGCUUUCAUCUGUGAAAUGGAUGCCCUGUCAGCUUCCCGAGAUUGUUGUAAAAAUCUGGGUCAUUGGAUGUAAGGGGGCUUAAUAAAGAGUCUAUACAUUUUUCAAAAUGGAAGUGGCCUUGUUUUUUUCUUAUAACAAAAGUGAUAUAUGCAUUUUUGAAAAUUGUAGAAUUAUAGAAAAUGUGGAAAAAUCUUAAAAUGUAGAAAUAUAUAAAACAAACUCAAGCAGAUAUAUUUUGAUAUGUAUCCUUUUAGUAUCUAUUCCAAGCUUUCUUUUUUCAAACAAAUAUGGUAUCAUUGAUAAAUACUGUUAUUUAAAUAAAUUCUUUUAACUUAA
Messenger RNA from Choloepus didactylus (southern two-toed sloth), 2118 nucleotides. It is a transcript of the gene AIRIM, whose product is annotated as chromosome 2 C1orf109 homolog. The transcript is spliced from 5 exons. The coding region runs from base 306 to 917 and encodes 203 amino acids. The record is from RefSeq and is a predicted model, not a curated record. Lineage: Eukaryota; Metazoa; Chordata; Mammalia; Pilosa; Megalonychidae. Gene Ontology annotation, cellular component: nucleus; cytoplasm.